AUGCAGGUGACAUGUUCGCAAGUGGCCGAAGUAUAUAAAGUGUCCAUCACGUGGCAGACGACCUCAGCGGCAUUUAUGAAGCUUCAUUCAGGUGGAACAUAUUUUAUGGUUGCGCGUGGUGCCAAAAUUGACCCCUUGGCUACCAACCACUUCAAGGAGAUCAGAUAUUAUCGCUCUGUGGAUAAUUACGCUUCCGAGUUUACCGAAAAUAAUGAGCGUCUGGUAACAACUGAUCGCUCAGAAGUUGCUGCCUUCUUCAUUUUACACCCUUCGUGCUUGAUUCACAGUAACGAUGAGCCGGUAAAGAGUACAUAUCAUAAUUCUUCCAUGUUCCAGAUCCUCCGCUCAUCAGAAUAG
This is a messenger RNA of Opisthorchis viverrini, 357 nucleotides long. RefSeq lists its product as hypothetical. Lineage: Eukaryota; Metazoa; Platyhelminthes; Trematoda; Opisthorchiida; Opisthorchiidae. The transcript is spliced from 2 exons. The record is from RefSeq and is a predicted model, not a curated record. The coding region runs from base 1 to 357 and encodes 118 amino acids.